Sycon ciliatum is the source of this 3667-nucleotide messenger RNA. RefSeq lists its product as uncharacterized. The transcript has 5 exons. The record is from RefSeq and is a predicted model, not a curated record. The coding region runs from base 694 to 3000 and encodes 768 amino acids. NCBI's taxonomy places the organism in Eukaryota, Metazoa, Porifera, Calcarea, Leucosolenida, Sycettidae.
GUGCAUUCUGGUUUUGUUGUAAAAUGAAACAGAACUCAUGAUAUUGUAGUUUAAUACUAAGUCUUUACGAUGUUGUUGUCUUGGACGUUGGAGCGGAGUCAUCAAGACUUGCUUCGACCUUGUUAGGUCUCACAGACCUCAGAGUGACUGGCCAAAUCUAGCGCAGUGAAGUCUAUUGAGCAACAAUAUCAAUUUGAAACCGGCUCAAAGCAUCAACGUCAGUGACAGUGUCAGUGUGCUCUCUAGCUGCGAGAAAUACAGCAAUACUUUUUCGUUAGGUCUCAUCUGCGGAGCUCAGAGAGACUAGUAGUAGCCACGCCGAUUGCUACUGUGCGUGCCACUAUGUGGAAAGUGCUAACAACUGACUGGGGCAUCCGCACACGGCUUUUGUCUGCUGUCGACUAGUCAGUCUAGUGACUAGUGUCAAAGAUUUAUGUGCGGGUAGGGCGCACGUAUCUGUACUCAGCGAGUACUGACAGUCUGUCGUAAUCCUGGCGAACGCUUUGCCCUUGGGCAUUAUGUAGUAUUACCAAUGAAAGAUAUUGCCGCAACAAUGAAUCCAGAAGAGUGGAGCGUUUUCCUGCGCAACACAGCAUGGCGCCGCUGGUACUGGUGAUGCAGGCUGUUAUGACUGGAGUCGAGAAGACUGGGUACAACAACAUCCGACUGUGCUGAGGUGGUGACCUGUGGGAGAUGUCACUGCGCAAUGAAGUAACAUCCGACUGUGCUGAGGUGGCGACCUGUGGGAGAAGUCACUGCGCAAUGAAUGUAUGCAUUAGCCGACAACGUCCAUCCGCCGGAUCUUGCUCUCGCUUCUUUCGCGACAUGGCUGGUUGCAGCGGGAGAAAACGCAGCGGCACACUCCUCUCCUGCUGUCUUCUACUUUUAUUUACAACGGUCUGCAAGAGCGACCGGUCCAUGUGCAAUUUAAAGCGCCAUCUUCGAAUGUUGCCUGCUGAUUCAGCCAGUAGCCAGUCCAAGGCUACAUUAGAUGUGUAUCCUGAUGUGCCACUGGUCGAAGACACUAUAUCCAGCGAUGCUCACUAUGCACAGACGCUAGUGUUGGAUGGGGUUGGCGUAUCGCCGGCUGUUGCUGCCUCCCUUUCUGCUUUGCAUUUGCCCGGUGUUGGAAACUGCACUGUAGCAUUGAGUGUGUGGGUGAGACGUACUAUCGGUGGCCUACUGAAGCCGAUAGCCAUUUCGAACAAACUCAGUUUGAGCGACUUUUCUCGGCAUGCUGACCUGUCGAAUCUUCGAUACAGACGUCAAUCUUCCAUACGAAAAGGAGAAAAAUCCAUGUUGGCAGAGAUCAUAAGUGACAUCACACAAGACAGUGUGUUGUUCGGUCUAACUGUUUUCCCAAACACCGGGUGUGAAUUGUUCAGUGCCGGCAGUGAUGACGUAGCCAAUGCACAUCACGGAUUUCAAUAUAAUCAUGCCCGUCCCCGUAGCAGCUCUCUUCGCCGAGUUCUUCACGACUUGAAUAUACUUGACGGCAGCAAAAGCACACCUCUGCAUCUUGUACCGCGCCUUCAGCUGAUAUUCACAGUUACAUCACUACAGAAACAUCAGGCGUCAAAGCCAAAGGUGAUGUGUUUGACUGGUGCUCUGUGUUGCAUCUCUGAUGCACACCACAUGCACUGUGAAGAUCCUAGCAGACGGAGGCAGCAGAAACAGAAGGAGGAACGGCACUCGACGCCAGCAAAUGAUGCUGAUGGUGCAGAGUCCGAAGAAGAGACAUCUGGCACUACGCCAAGCUCAGACAAAGUGUCAGCCCAAACGGAAGAUGGCCAGGAACCGGCAGACAACACGACGCACCAUAGCAGAAACGAAGGCCUGGAGCAUACUAGGAAAGAUGGACCAACCCUGGACAGAAUUCCCCCCACGCCAACCUUGCCAGACGAGGAGUAUCCAGGCUCUCCGGAUAGCGGUAGCACUGGCGUUCCAGUGCAGGUUACAACUCUUGACGAUGGUAUUGCACACACCGCGCAAACUGAACCUAAACCGCUGGAACGUACAUCUUCCCUGGAGAUCCGCAUACUAACGGCACGUCAGCCAGAGCCAGGCCAGGACAAGAGUUCUUCCCUAACGUUUAUUCUCAUCGCCAUCUCUUUGUUCCUGGGAAUUGUCUUGGGCAUCUGUAUCACGCUAACUAUCCUCUACCGAAGAGAGAUCGGUAAACGGCAACAAGAAACCAAGAAGGAGGAGAAACAUGACCAAAGCGAGAAAAGGGAAGAAGGACCGCAGCAUAUUGACAUGUUGAAGAUGCUUGCUGGACAAAGUGAGUUCAAGAUGAGCCCAAAGGUGAAUUACUCGGCGGCUGCUCUGGCCUGCGCCGACACGCCAGUACACAAGAGUCGUCCAUCUACUACGACCACGUGUGCUGCACCAUCCAUACGAGUUUCGAGCAUCCUCUGUGCUGAUUCUGAGGACUCGCGUGGAAUGCCCCGGCAGCAAAGCGCCCUCAGCACACUACCACCAUAUCGCCAUGCAUCUGCCGAUGAGGGCGACGGAACGGCUGCAUGUACUGUUGAGCCGUACAUGUACGAUGUGCCUCUGGAUAUGCUCGGCAUGUGUGGACCCAACAGUCUGCUCGAUACCUACUCUACAAUGGCAACUGAACGCGAGGCUGAUGGUGGUGAUGAUGAUGACGAUGAGCAAGACCUUGACGAUCAGGUCAGUGGCACUGAUGUUAUCAGUCAGAUACAUGUGUCUGGUUUAUAUGAGCAAGAGGCAGCUUAUCCAUUGAGAGAGGAAAAGCAGAAGUCCUCAGUUGCCGCCUGUGAAAAUUCUGAUGUCGGAAGUGACAUUGAUGAGCCAGUUGACAGUCGAGCAUCACCCUACGCUGUGCUGCCGAUGCAGCGACAGAAAGUGGUCAAUGCCUCCAGCCAUGCUAGUAACAGCAGCAGUGGCAACAAACUGGCCGUUAACGUACCGGUAUAUGCUCGGGUGGAUCUCAGCAAGAAGAAGAAUCGCUCCAGGACCUCGGAGUGGCUCUGAUAAGGUGCCCCUGUCAGACCUCCCUACGUCGAUGAGAGUAGGGAAUUCCUUUUUGCUGAUACACAUCCUCAUUAUGUAGUCCUGUAAGACUUUUGCCUCCACAAAAUGGACUAUGAAGUAAUUAUUAUGCAAGACCUUGCCUCUACAAGAUAGACUUAUUCAGUUGCUUAGCGCAAUGUGAUAAAUCUUUGCAAGUGCAUUGUACAUUUACUGAAUCAAUUGCCUUGAGCCGCUCAUCCUUCAUUCUUAUAAUUAUAAUUAUCACAAAUAGAUUGAUGCUUUGACAUACCUAAAAGGUCUAGUUGUUAGUAUCCAAUUACGUUAGACGAUGGGCCAAAGGUGUUGGUAUCUUUCACGGUUGUCUGUGCACUUCGCAGUGCUGAAUUUGGGCGUUAUGAUACGACCCGAGAUGGCGUUUGAUAACUUUUGUGAUGAGCUCUCUAAGAUAAUCAUGUCUAACAGGAGUACAUGCAAUUUAGCGCUGCAAUGUAUUGCCUGGUUUUCCUGCAUUAUCAAGCGCAUGGCACGGGUAUGCUACCACUUCCAAAGUAUAAAAAAGACUCUCAACUAUUAUUUUCUUUGAGCCAAUUGUUAUAAUAACUAUAAUUACCACAUGCACCCAUUGUAUGGUAGAUUGGGUGUGGUGCAUACUUCAUUUGAAGGUAUA